Messenger RNA from Clavispora lusitaniae ATCC 42720, 864 nucleotides. RefSeq names its product Class II Aldolase and Adducin N-terminal domain family protein. Gene Ontology annotation, cellular component: cytoskeleton. NCBI's taxonomy places the organism in Eukaryota, Fungi, Ascomycota, Pichiomycetes, Serinales, Metschnikowiaceae. Gene Ontology annotation, molecular function: actin filament binding. The record is from RefSeq and is a predicted model, not a curated record.
AUGUCCCCAUCCUUGACUGAAGAGUCCCAAACUUCUAAGAAGUACGACUUUGGCACCAGAGGGGCCCACAACAUUGCCAAAGGUGGAGAACACCCGCAUCUUAUACCUUCUUUUGAUGAUCCCCUUGCCGAACGCAAAUGGGUAUUAGAACAUGCUGCAGGGGCAUUCCGUGUCUUCGCUCGAAUGGGCUACUGUGAAGGCGAAGCGGGUCAUAUUUCUGUGCGAGAUCCAGUGGACCCUCAGACGUUCUUCAUCAAUCCAUUGGGUGUUCAUUUUGCCAUGAUCAUGCCAUCAGAUUUGGUUCAUGUUGGUGCAGACGGCUCCAUUUUGCCUGAUGGUAACCAAGCCCCAAUCAAUGCGGCGGGAUACUCCAUUCAUCUGGCUCUACUUAAAGCUCGCCCAGAUAUAAAUGCUGCGUGUCACACACAUUCCAUCCAUGGCCGUUCGUUCUCUACGUUUGGGCGGCCAUUGGAAAUGUUGAACCAAGAUGCGUGCAUUUUUUACAAUAACCAGGCAGUAUACACCAAUUUUGGAGGAGUGGCCAUUGAAGGAGAGGAGGGACUUGAAAUUGCAGAGGCUGCCAAAGGUACACGCAAUGUCAUUUUGCAAAAUCACGGGCUCCUUACUAUGGGAAAGACGGUCGAUGAGGCUGCGUACAUGUUUACAUUAAUGGAAAAUAGUUGCCAUGCCCAGCUUAUGGCCGAUGCUGCAGCUGCAAGCGGAAUUGAAAAGAAAUACAUUUCUGAUGAUGUUGCAGCAUAUUCAGCCUUUGUGACUAAUGAUAGUGAAACAAUGUAUGGUUCGUUCCAGCCAGAGUUUAAUUAUCAAGUGAGAUUGGACAAGAGUGAGUUUCUAGCAACUUAG